UGAGAUGCUUCAAAGCCUUAUUAAGAAUGUCUGGGUCCCCAGGAAACACUACUAUACUCAGGUUUACCAUGAAAUUUGGGCAGGAAUAGGGUUAAUGACUUUCAUCUUUUAUAAACUCAGGAGUGCUGAUAAAAGAAGUAAAGCUUUGAAAGUCUCCAGCCCUGCUCCUGCCCACACCCAUUAUUAA
Messenger RNA from Meriones unguiculatus (Mongolian gerbil), 187 nucleotides. Its product is annotated as ATP synthase subunit ATP5MJ, mitochondrial-like. The record is from RefSeq and is a predicted model, not a curated record. Bases 5 to 187 code for a protein of 60 amino acids. Gene Ontology annotation, cellular component: mitochondrion. The transcript has a single exon. Lineage: Eukaryota; Metazoa; Chordata; Mammalia; Rodentia; Muridae.